AUGCAACUCUCACUCUUCACUACCAUUGUUUCUGUCACGGCAGUCUUUGCUGCCACCAAUGAGCCAUGCUAUAGUACAGAUGGCAGAGCCGGCGUCUGUGUCUUGUCCAGCACUUGUGAAUCCGGCGGCGGCACCACCAUCAACGGCGCUUGCCCGGCUGACGCAGCCAACGUGAAAUGCUGUAGCAAGUCAAGCUGCGGCAGCGGAGGCAACUGCCGCUGGGCGAGUGACUGCGCCGGCACGAGCGCUUCGAACCAGUGCCCCGGCCCUGCCCAGUUCAAAUGUUGCUCCUCUACCGCUGGUGGCUUCGGCGGUUAUGGUGCACCAACUAUCCCACCUGUAGGAGCAUGCAAGGCUGUCGCUGUCGAUGGCGCCAAGAAGAUUGUUGCAGCGUUCCCUGGAAGGGUUCGAGAGAUUGGAUGCGUGCGCGACUGCGCAUGCCCUGGCACUUCAGACCACUGCUGUGGAAAGGCGACUGACAUGAUGUGCUCCGAUGCUGGUGGUGUACCCACGCUCUCCGGCAAGGAGAUCGCAGAAUGGGUCAUGAAUAAUCGCGCUACUCUUAACUUGAAGUACGUCAUCUGGGGCCAGAAGAUUUGGCAGCCUUCAGUAGAUGCUGUCAAGCCGUGGACACAGUGGAAGACCAUGGAAGAUCGUGGCGAUUUCACUCAGAACCACUGGGAUCAUGUUCAUGUGAGCUACAAUUAA
Molecule: messenger RNA, 708 nt
Organism: Colletotrichum truncatum
Lineage: Eukaryota; Fungi; Ascomycota; Sordariomycetes; Glomerellales; Glomerellaceae
Product: D-alanyl-D-alanine carboxypeptidase
Source: RefSeq, a predicted model, not a curated record